GUGUGUGUGUGUGAGACAGGAGGGAGGAAAAAGAAAAUAAUAAUAACACUCAACACUUUUACGACUCGUGCAAACUGGCUGCGGAACAUCGCUUUCACCUUUGUGGAUUUUGUGCGUCCUGCGUGUGUUUUUGUCUCACGCUGACUUGUAACUGGACUUACAAGCGAGCAUCAGCGUUUCAACUCUGGAAAAUCACAAGUGGAUGAUUUAUUAUUUCUGUUAUUUUUAUUUUGUUUUUAUUUUUUUGCUCCACUUAGACUGUGAGAAUCCCAGACGGGGCAUGACUGGUUUCUGGCACCUGGACAGGUGAACAUAUAUAUAUAUAUAUAAAUAUAUAUAUUUAUAUAUAUAUAUAUUUAUACAUAUAUAGUUUUCUUUGCUGCUGCAGAUAAGAACCUUUUUAUUGUUGGAAAAAAAUUAGACAACAGCAAAGAAACAAACAAACAAACAUUGGCGGAUAAGAGUUUGAUUUGUGAAGAUGUCAAAGCCUGUUGAUCACAUCAAGAGACCCAUGAACGCGUUCAUGGUGUGGUCCCGGGGCCAGAGGAGGAAAAUGGCUCAGGAGAAUCCAAAAAUGCACAACUCCGAGAUCAGCAAGAGACUGGGCGCAGAGUGGAAGCUGCUCUCCGAGUCCGAGAAGAGACCGUACAUCGACGAGGCCAAGCGACUGCGCGCUCAGCACAUGAAGGACCAUCCCGACUACAAGUACCGACCCAGGCGCAAACCUAAGAACCUGCUCAAGAAGGACAGGUACGUUUUCCCGCUGCCUUACCUCGGUGACACGGACCACCUGAAGGGGCUGCCAGUGUCCGCCGCGGACUCCCUGCUGGGCUCCCCGGACAAGGCGCGCGCCUUCCUGCCGCCCACCUCAGCCCCGUACUCCUUCUUGGACCCGAGUCAGUUCAGCUCUAGCGCCAUCCAGAAGAUGACGGAGAUGCCACACGCGUUGAGCACCAGCACUUUACCGUACGCGUCCUCGUUGGGAUACCAGAACGGCGCGUUUGGCACGCUUGGGUGCCCGAGUCAGCACACCCAUACCCACCCGUCGCCCACGAACCCCGGCUACGUCGUGCCGUGCAACUGCACGGCCUGGUCGGCGUCAAGUUUACAGCCGCCGGUGGCCUACAUACUGUUUCCAGGUAUGACCAAGACUGGGAUUGACCCAUAUUCAUCCGCACACGCCACUGCCAUGUAACCUUUAAGACGCUCGUCUUUUUAAUUCCACAACUGAAAAUGCAUGUAAAUAUAAACAGUUAAGAGGCAUGGACACUUACAAACUGCCUUGGACAAAAAAAAAAAAAAAAAAAAAAGAA
This is a messenger RNA of Solea senegalensis (Senegalese sole), 1313 nucleotides long. RefSeq names its product SRY-box transcription factor 14 (gene sox14). Lineage: Eukaryota; Metazoa; Chordata; Actinopteri; Pleuronectiformes; Soleidae. The record is from RefSeq and is a predicted model, not a curated record. Bases 479 to 1195 code for a protein of 238 amino acids. Gene Ontology annotation, biological process: cell differentiation; anatomical structure morphogenesis; regulation of DNA-templated transcription. The transcript has a single exon. Gene Ontology annotation, molecular function: DNA-binding transcription factor activity, RNA polymerase II-specific; RNA polymerase II cis-regulatory region sequence-specific DNA binding.